AGACUAAAAUGUUACAGUUCACGCGCGCCAGCGCCGCCGCAGCGAGUGGACAUGACUUAGGCAGUAGGUAUACUAGUGCUCCAGCAUCAGCACUUGUAUGGCAUAGAGUGUGCCCAUGCGGCAUACCGCUGACCCAGCCUCGCGUCGCUCGGACCACUGGGCGCCUCGGCCCCUCGGCGACCGCCGGCGGUGUGGCCCGCGGCCUGGCGUGCAGCUCCGCAACCAGCGGCCCGGCGGCGGCAGUACUCAGCAGCAGCAGCCCCCACCUUGCCGCCGCCACACCUGCUGCCACAUGGGCUGGCGGCGGUCUGCGGCAGCUACUGCCGCUAGCCGCGUGGGCCCGUCAAGCCGCACCGGCGCCCGCCACUGCCGCACCUGCAGCAGCCGGGGCGCGCAGCUGUCUCCUGCAGCCGGGGCGGCGCGCACAGCAGCAGGUGCUGGCGGCUGCGGGGAGGAGCUGCAAGGAGUCAUUGAUCAGCGGCUGGCGGUGUGGUGCGAGCGGCAAGACGUGAGCACCAUGUCAGCUGCCUUCGGCCGUUGUGGCAAGCUGGAGUCAGCACGCGCCGGCGGGCCCACCGCCACAGCCGCGGCCCGUGCCGGCAUCAUUGCGGCCCUUGCGCCUGCUCUCCUUCCGCUCGUGCCGCGCAUCCGCAAGCCAGUUGACUGCAGCAUUCCACUGUUGGCUCUGGCGAAGGCCGGGGCUGCCAGCGACGGGCGUGUGGAGUCACAGCUGGCGCCGGCACUGCUGCAGCGGCUGGUGGAUCCAGUGUUGCUGGAUGGUGCCACUCCCCAGGCCCUGGCGAACUCACUGUAUGCCCUGGGCAAGCUGCGGGAGGACACGCAGCAGCGGGGCUCGGGCUGGGACCCCACUUCAUCGCCGCAUCUGAAAGCGCUGGCGAGCGCUGUGGCCUCGCGGCUGCGUGCGGCGAGGGGGCACGGCUUCACCGCCCAGGGUGCUUCUAACAGCCUGUGGGCGUGCGCCAAGCUGGAGUACCGCGACUCAGACCUCCUGCUGCCGCUGGCGGAGGCGGCCGCAGCCCUUGCCCCGGACAUGAAUGCGCAGGAACUAUCCAACAGCCUGUGGGCGUGGGAGGCUUUGGGCUGCACCGGACCGGCGUUUCGGGCAGUGCUGGAGACGCUGUACGGUGCGGCGCUGCGGCAGCUGCGAACACCGAAGGAAGCUGAAGCAUUCAAGCCGCAGGGCCUGUCCAACAUCCUGCUGGCGCUGGAGGGGCUGCAGCUGCGAGGCAAGCAGUCCGAGCUGCUGGCGUCGGCUGUGGCUGCAGAGGGUGUGCGGCGGGGCUUUGCCGGCUUUGAACCGCAGCACCUCAGCAACUCGGCGUGGGCCCUGGCCAAGAUGGGGUAUGGGGUGGGUGCAACGCCGCAAGCCAUGGAGCAGAGCCCCUGGUACGCGGCCGCGGUGGCAGCAGCUCAGCGGCCCGGGGUCAUGGCCGGCGCCAAGCCGCAGGAUUGGGCCAACCUGCUGUACGCGCUUGCGUUGGUGCGGCACCAGCCGCCGCCCGUGCUGCUUGACGCUAGUGCCGCGGCGGCGAUGCAGCGAGGCAGUGCACAACACUGUGCAAACUCGCUGUGGGCACUGGCGGUGCUGCAGCUGCGUCACGUCGGCUUGGAGGCGGCGGUGUGCGGCCGGCUGGGUGAGCUGCUGCGGCAAGGCCCGGAGUCGCUUGCUGAACAGGACCUUUGCAAUGGCCUAUGGGCUCUAGUGGCGCUGGCAGGCGGCGGUGGCCCUGCUAGCCCGGCUGCCGCUGCGCUGGCCCCGGCACUUGCCCGUGAGGCCGCGCGGCGUUGUGAGGAGCUUCAGGCCGAGGCGCUAAGUCAGCUCUGGCAGGCGCAACAUGAGUUGGGCGGUGAGGUGACAGAGGCUCUUGCCCGCAGCCCCGACCUGCUAGCCGCGAUGGAGGCGGCGGUGGCUGCCAAGCGGGCGACGGGGUCAAACACCAGCAGACUGCAGGAGCAGGUGGCAGAGGCGCUUCAGCGACUGCUGCAGAAGGGUCGCCUGCCCAUCGUUUCGGUGCGGACGGAGGUGGUGGUGGAGGGCGUGCUGGGGCGCGUGGAUGUUGUGGCGGACUGGAGCGACGGGCGGAGAGUGGCCAUUGAGGUGGACGGUCCAGACCACUUUCUCAUCGACCGGAAGGACGACCCGUCCGCGGUAGUCGGAUCCACGGCCCUGCGUAACCGGCAGCUGCGGCGGGCGCUAGGUGAGGGAGGCCUGCUGUGUGUGCCGUACUGGGAGUGGGACAGGCAGAAGACUUCCUCCGCCCAGGAGGCCUACCUGCUGCAGCGGCUGCAGGAUCUGCUAUCGGGCGCUUCGUCAGGAGCAUCAGCAGGGUAUGGCACCGCUGCCGCCCGUCGCCGCAAGGAGCAGCGCACGACUCGGCUGCAGCCGGACACUGCCAAUAGCCCCACCAGCGCCAGCACUGCCGCCAGCACCAGCACCACCGCUAGCAGCAGCCAGAAACGACGCAUCCUGGUUGUCCGCAAAAAGGCGCCAAUGCAGGAGGCGGCCGGCGGCGGAGGGGCGGGAGGGGCCUCAGGUGCAACAGCAACUGCAGCGACGAUACCGGCGGAGGCUAAGGUGGUGGCCCCUGCCUUGCAGCAACAGGCAGAGGAGUCGCAUCAGCUCCCCAACAUUGGCGCUGGUGGCGGUGCUGGCGAGGGCGGAGGAGACGGAACUCCUCUGGCGCCGCAGCCUCCACCACCGCAGCAGCAGCGCGUGUCAGCGCCCCGGGCGCGUCGCAGCAGCAGCCAAAGCCGUAGCCGCAGCAGCCAGGCGGGCUCGCCUUCUCCUCCUCCUCCUCCUCCUCCGGUUCAGGCCCCGCCGCCGGAGCAGAUGCAGGUGGCAGCGCCACCCAGGCGGGCCGCGGGUGGGAAGUGGACUGAGCGGAAAGCAGCGGCGGCUCCGGCAGCAGGCGGCGGUGGCGGCGGUGGCGGCGGCAGUGACCCCGGGGCGGUGUUGGUGCCAGCCGCGGUCUCUGAGAAGCGAUAGUCGGUGGUGGCCGGGGAGGCGGACUCGUCGGCAGCAGCUGUAGAAUGUGGUGGUGGUGAUGGUAGUGGCAAUGGCGGGGGCCUGCUCGCGGGCAGCAGGCGGAAGCGGGCGGUGGGGACCGGCAGGCGCGCGGCACAGAAGCCUAGCAGCAGCGAGUGAACGAAAGGGGGCGGAGCAGUCAAUGGGGUAAAAGAAUUCGGCACAAACAUGCACACGUCUUGUGAUUUGCGUUCUGUUACUCCUUGUGUACUGGCCAAGCAUAUGCGUGUGUAUAUGGAGCACUGAGUGCAACAUGCUAGGGCGCGCCGCGACGGGCUUUGGGCUUUUGUGUGGCGUGUGUUUGGUGCGAUGCCCAGUACGGUAGGCAUCUGUGGUGACUGUCAGGCAGGUGAGCGGCCGUGGGGCCCAGAGGCGGCCAUACACGGGGUGCAGUGAGGGGCGUGGCAUGAGAGGAGUCAGCGCACACAUACCAGCUAGGUAUUGACACGUGCAUACACGGCGCGUUAAAGGCACCAGGUUUGCGGCAUGCUGUAUGUAUUGUUUGUUGUGUAGGUGCGCAGGGCCACGGGUCAGCGGUGGCAGUGGCCGUGGCCCGGGGCGUGUGUGUGUCACUGUGUUGGUGGCGGCUGACGUGGCGAGCAGGCGUGACGGUAGGGGACAGGUGGAGGAGGGGGCGGAGCGUGGGGGCGGAGGCAGAGGUGGAAGUUGGGGUUUGCAGUACGUGUAGCAGGCCAUAGCUGGGCCCGGUUGGCUGGCAAUACGAGGUGCAGCAUGUCUGUGGUGGGGUUCAUGCCCAUCGGUAUGCCUCCUAGAUGUGUGGAGGCAGCACAGCCAGCACUGAGGCUAACAUCAAGUUCAUGAGCAUAAAGCGGUCUCGCCCCCGGGGGCGGAAGAAUGCGGAUGGUACAGAGGGGACAGUCCCAGCACCCGAAG
This is a messenger RNA of Chlamydomonas reinhardtii, 3940 nucleotides long. RefSeq lists its product as uncharacterized. Lineage: Eukaryota; Viridiplantae; Chlorophyta; Chlorophyceae; Chlamydomonadales; Chlamydomonadaceae. Gene Ontology annotation, molecular function: RNA binding. The transcript has 3 exons. The coding region runs from base 116 to 3007 and encodes 963 amino acids. Gene Ontology annotation, cellular component: mitochondrial matrix; ribonucleoprotein granule. Gene Ontology annotation, biological process: mitochondrial RNA processing; regulation of mitochondrial mRNA stability; chloroplast rRNA processing. The record is from RefSeq and is a predicted model, not a curated record.